AUGCCGACUACAUUGACAUCUGUGAAAGCGUUUCAGCGCCUCGACUCGCGGGGCAAGCCCACCGUGCAAGUCGAGGUGGAAACCAAAGACGGAAAAUUCCGUGCCAUCGUGCCGUCGGGCGCAUCUAAAGGAGACUAUGAAGCGAUUGAGUUGCGCGACGGCGGUGACGCAUACAGAGGAGCUGGGGUUCAGCAAGCCGUGCAGAACGUGCGAGAGAUUAUCGGUCCUGCGCUCCUAGGUCGGCAGUUUGAUCUGGAAAUGGGACUAAAAGAGAUCGACAACUUUAUGAUUGAGUUGGAUGGCUCUCCCGAUAAGAGUGACUUAGGUGCAAAUGCCAUUCUUGGUGUCAGCAUGGCUUGUGCCAGAGCAUGUGCUGCCGCGAAGAAAGUCCCAUUGUACGAGUUUCUGGCCCGCCAGAUUCAAUCGUCACCCCGACCUUACGUCGUUCCGGUGCCUUUCUUCAAUGUUCUCAAUGGUGGUGUCCACUCGGGGAAUACAAUGGCUUUUCAAGAGUUUAUGAUCGCGCCGACAGGUGCCAACUCCAUCACUCAGGGUAUCCAAUGGGCGAGCGAGGUGUAUCAGGCAUUGAAAUCAAUCAUCAUCAAAGAGUUUGGCAAAGUAGCUAUUGGUAUCGGCGACGAAGGGGGAUUCGCGCCGCCCAUAACUCAACCCAGUAAAGCGUUGGAUCUUAUAAUCGCCGCCACCAAGGCCGCAGGACAUCAAGGGAAGAUUAAAAUAGGCAUUGAUCCUGCCUCAUCGGAAUUCUUUCGCGAUGGACACUACGACUUGGGUUUUAAGUCCGACCAGCCAAGGAAACUCGCCAGUACGGAACUGGCAGAUUUAUACAGGGCUCUCGUCGACAAAUAUCCAAUCAUCUUAUUGGAAGAUCCUUUUGCGCAAGACGAUUGGGACUCAUGGAAACAUUUCCAUGCGGUCACAAAGCUCGACAAAGUUGAGUUAGUGGGCGACGACCUCCUAGCGACUAACAUCAUACGUAUAGAGAAAGCCGCGGAAGCUGACGCGUGCGACUCCCUGCUCCUGAAGGUCAACCAGAUCGGCACAAUCAGUGAAGCUCUGGCAGCGGCAGAAAGGGCGUACGAACUUGGCUGGGCGGUCUUUGUGUCUCAUCGUUCUGGGGAGACGACCGACGACUUCAUCGCCGAUCUUGCAGUGGGCAUUGGCUGUGGCCAUUUGAAGGCUGGUGCACCCUGUCGGGGCGAGAGAGUGGCCAAGUACAACCGGCUGAUGGAUAUCGAGGAUGAAUUGCAGGCACGGAAAGUUGGCUUUUCUUACGCAGGGGAGUCGUUUCGGUAUGCCUAUUCCCAGGCUAAGAGCAAAUGA
Messenger RNA from Fonsecaea multimorphosa CBS 102226, 1341 nucleotides. RefSeq lists its product as uncharacterized. The record is from RefSeq and is a predicted model, not a curated record. Gene Ontology annotation, cellular component: phosphopyruvate hydratase complex. The coding region runs from base 1 to 1341 and encodes 446 amino acids. Gene Ontology annotation, molecular function: phosphopyruvate hydratase activity; magnesium ion binding. The transcript has 2 exons. Gene Ontology annotation, biological process: glycolytic process. NCBI's taxonomy places the organism in Eukaryota, Fungi, Ascomycota, Eurotiomycetes, Chaetothyriales, Herpotrichiellaceae.